CUGCGGCCUCAGCAUAAAACCCAGAGCAGGAGGGCGGUGCUAUGGCUCCAGUUGGCAUCUACCGGCGCUGCCAGGAGCCCCAGAACAUGGCAGGUGGCAUGGGGGCUGGGACAGCAGGUUAUGGGGCGCUGCUGAGUGGGGGAGGCCGCCCUGUAUUAGCACUUUAUGCUGUGCAUGCUGUGUCCUUCCUGCUCUGGGCUGUGCUGCUGGCCACUGUCAUCGGAAAGUAUGCUGAGAUGUCUCGGGAGCUGGAGAAGCUGAGAACGGAUCAGGCCCUGUUAAGAGCCAAUGGCUCUGACAUGACGAAGCAGCUGCAGAUACUCCGUUCCAACCAGUCCGGUCUGCAAGGCACUGGGGGUGCGCUGACCCAGAAGCUGGAGAACCUGGAGGCUGACUUGAAGACCACGCGGCAGGAGGUGGCUACAGAGAAGGCCCAGAUGGAGAACAGCCAGACCAUGCUAAGGAAGGAGACCUACCGCAUAUUGGCUGGCCUCAGGAACAUAAAUGCCUCAGCCUGCGCCGUCUGCCCACCCAACUGGCUGCUCUAUGCUGGUGCCUGCUACUUCUUCGCCACCACCCCUCAGCACUGGUCCUUUGGCCGCAGCAAGUGCCAGGCGCAGGGCGCCCACCUUGUCAUCAUCAAUGACUCAGAUGAGCAGAGUUUCCUGGCACAGAAAAUCAAGGGCAAGGAAUACUGGAUUGGCCUCCAUGACACUGGCGAGGAAGGCAAAUUCACCUGGGUGGAUGACAGCUCUGCUACCUACACAAACUGGGACUUCGGGGAGCCCAACAACCAAGGCCUGGGGGAGGACUGCGUGAUGAUGCUCAGCCACGGGAGGUGGAAUGAUGCGGCCUGUGCCGGGAAGGUGGAGGGCUGGAUUUGUGAGAAAGAAUGGAGCUGCUAACCACCACCGUGGGACCCAGGUGUCUGGACCUGCUGGACAUUACUGAGGCAUCCCAGCUCCCCAUGAGGAACCUACAUGCGCAGCUCCCUGUGCAGAGCCCCGGUGUCCGGGCUUCAUGUGAGGAACCCAGGCAUCCGGGCUCUGUAUGUGGAACCCAGGCGUCUGGGCUUCCUUUCCCCACCUCCCAGUUGUUUGCUUGCCAGUUGCCUCCUUUCACACUUCAUGCAGAGAACCCAGGCAUCUGGCUCACCUCAGUCCUACUGUCACCAACUCUAUACCUAGGAUGGUAUUAACCCCUUGCUGCCUGCAGGAGGGGGCAGACUGUGGGAGCCCUGUGAUCCUCUGGCCUGGGCUGAUCCAGCCAAUUGUGUCCCAGGCUCUUUCUUUGAGCUAUUCUGAUAUGGCAUGGGAGCACUGGGUCUUUGCCUGAUUGGCCAGGGUUCAGGUUCUGAUGCAAAAUGGGCAGGGCCGUGAUCACAUGGAUGCAAUGGCAGGUGCGUGCAUGCGUCCCCACGGGUAUGGGGGCACAGAUCUCUGCUUGCAUGUACACCAUGCCAUUGUGUGGGCUCACAUGUGCUGUUCACAAUGUGGCCACUCGAGGGCAGGGCAGGCCCUGACUUACCCUGCUACCUAUUCCUGCCCUUGGGGGUGGAGGGUGUAAGGAGCGGACCCAGGCACCGAGUCCUAGUACUGCUUUUUCCUAGGACAGCCCCUGGAACAUGGCCAUGGCAGGCACCAGCCUCACGCCUGUGGCUGGACGCUGUUGAGGACCCUGUUCUGGGCUCAGGGGGUACUGCCUUGCCCAGCCUGAUCCUUACCUAUCACAUGCCUACCCCACAAAUCAGACCUGCACCAGGUCUGCGGAAGGCAGGUUUUCCUACAGGCACUGGAAAUUUUAGGCAUUCACUAUGGCAUCCAUACCAUCACAGCCACCAUGGACUCAGGAGCAGAGCAUGUAUAGCUCCUACCACCUCCUUAGCAGAUCAGUUCACACUGGAUGCUGCUCCCCUCUGCUGCUGCUCGCUGGGGCCAGAGAGGUGCAGCUGCCAUGUUGCCAGCUAUUGGAGUACACACCCCAUGCUUCUAUUCCAGUGGGGUAAAUGCAGCUUCCUCCCUUAGGAUCCUGGAGUGGGGGGAGGUGCAUGUGGCAUGUGAGGAAUUAUGGCAUUUCCCAUAGUUGGGGGGGCAGGGUUCCCUGAGUUGCUUUCUCCCAGCUGCUUCUCAGGCCUCAGACCUCAAUGGGCUGAAUUAAAAAAUUGUUUCUCCCCUA
Molecule: messenger RNA, 2175 nt
Organism: Alligator mississippiensis (American alligator)
Lineage: Eukaryota; Metazoa; Chordata; Crocodylia; Alligatoridae
Product: C-type lectin domain family 4 member G
Exons: 9
Coding region: 42-905 (287 amino acids)
Source: RefSeq, a predicted model, not a curated record